Molecule: messenger RNA, 1908 nt
Organism: Coccomyxa subellipsoidea C-169
Lineage: Eukaryota; Viridiplantae; Chlorophyta; Trebouxiophyceae; Coccomyxaceae
Exons: 5
Coding region: 673-1098 (141 amino acids)
Source: RefSeq, a predicted model, not a curated record
CAGACGUCCACGAGUUUCGGGUUCACACACUGUACCAUCCCCAUGAUGCUUUGGCAGCUUUGAAAACGCACGCCAGAAAAGCCAGCUCUCCAGCGCUAACAUCGACAGAUGGUAAUGACAGCCAGGCGCUUUACACGGAUGUACCGCAUGUGACGAUUACCUUUAAUUAGGCGGUGGAGAGUCAUGGCUGUGUCCGUGAACCCCUGCCUGCUCCAGAUGAGAUGCCGCCUUUCCCAGACAGCAUCCCUGCAGCGGCCCCUCUGCCAUAGGACGUCAGGAGCCCGUUUAAGUCAGCUGGAGCAGAAAUUGUCCUGGCUGCACUGGAGCAGCUGACAGCAUGCACAGAUUUGGCCAGCGAUGUCAGGCACCCUCACUCUCCCAUUCGCCUUGAUGGUGGCGAAACGGGGGACCUCAAGCGUCUGCGCCACUCUCUCUAUGGCAGCUGUAAUACUGGCCCAACAGAUACAGUCGAGCCAGCGCAAGUUUCAGAGCAUCAUUAGAUGAAGGCGCCAGCACUGGCAAGACAGAAGAAGAUACAGCUGCACCAGUGACAUCCACUGGGAGCGCGCCGGAGGGCUAGCCAGGGGAGAGACCUGGAUCUAGAAAUAAUCAGGGGCGCUGGAGGGGACCCCAUUGGCUUUGGCGCCGACCAACACCUUCAAGGACACGCGCAUGAUGGCAGGGGGUAUGAACAACAGCGCCAAGCUCAGCGCGUAUUUGAUGGCUGGGUGUCUCUUGCCGCGCAUGGUGUAUGCAAAGUUACAGAAAGCGAGGCACCUAAUGGCAGAGACAGCCGUCCUGGCUCAUCAUGCAUCUGACCAACAGGCUGAAGGUGAGCAAGAAUGGGUUUGCGGGCCAAGCGUUGGGCGAGUCGUGCGCCGGCCGCUGCGAGGCGCCGCCGGGCGCCAUCGCAGAUGCAGUCAACGCCCUCAUGGAUGCGCUCCACUUUCCAGCCGCCGCCACCAUCAACUCCCAGGCAAUGGGGCACAAACUGGCAGGUUGGAGCUGCGCGGUUUGAGACAUUCUGGUGGACCAUCACUGGGCGGUGAACACAGUAAACUGGGCAAACUUUGCUGGGGUGGGAAACGAUCCCCGUGACCGUAUCUCACCCCACUGUCAGGGAAUGACCUACAAUUCAGAAGCGCAGCACACCAAGAACUGGGUGCCUAAGCAUCAUUAGUCUUCCAGGGGAUUUUGCGCACAGGCUCUGGGAAUUGAAAAAGGGUGCUGCAGAGGCGUGUGGCUUUGCCCUAUGCGGGGACUAUGUGCCUUCCUUGCUGAUGCGUCAACACAGAUUGCGGCAUGCCUUCAUGAGCUUCAGCUGCAUAAUGUACUACAAUGUUAGAAAGGCUAGUUCCAGUUUUUGUGUCCUUUGCCAGAAAGUGCAGAUCCUCAAAUCAUUGAUAUCUCCUUUAGCAAGGUCCUAACGUCUCUUAUGAACACCCAGACAUCCUUGGAGUUCCAUGCAUGCGCACACAGUUUGCAAGAUAACGACAGCCAGUACUGUCACUAGUGUCACUACGGUAGCACGGUGUGCUAUGCACAUUAGUGUACAUGUACAGGCAAUUCAACUUAUCACUUGCUUGCCAUGUUUCAGGGAAAUAUUGGGCUUACGACGGAUACAGGACAUUUUGAUGUGAUUUAGCGCAUCUGCUACUGCGACAUACAGGAUUGGGGGUUAUGCUUCUUAAAUCCUCCUCUUGCCAAACCAAUGAGGGUGGGAUCCACGUGGACGAUGUGCACAAUGUUUAUCAAGAUGUUUCCUGAGAUAGUACUUCAUAGCUGCGGUGCCCAGAUAUAAGGUAGCAUUGCUUCACUUGAAAUUUUCUUUGUAAGACUUGAAGCCUGCGACUGCAGCCUCUUCGUCUUCAUUGGAUGGUGUUGCCAAUGCUGCUUCCCAUGCGGCAU